GGGCAGUGCCUACCGUGGAUCUUCUGAUGUUGAAUUCCAGAUUCGUGGCAGGGUUAAUGCAGGUGAACAACAACAGCUGCGUCGUCCAUCACUCAGGUGACGAAGAAGAUUCGCAUCACGAGCCCAAAGCGUGCCUCACGACGCAAGCCAGUUUCGGGACAACGCCUUUACAAGACUAGUCUGUUGUGACCCUGGGCACAGGAAAUCUUAUGAACCACAAUGACUCGGUCCCCUGAUUCCUCGUCGGAGAGCGAAGCGUCUACAAGUACCACACCGGAGAGCUCAUCCCAAGGCGAGAAAAGUGGAUCCUCUGGAGUCGCGGGUGAUGACGAAAGUUGCAUGUUCAACGGUGACCACGAACGCUCAGACUGCUUCCUGACCAGACCGGAUGCCGCUGUGGAACGGCCAUCGUUAGACCGAGCGAGCCAUGAUGAGGACCAUACGUCACCUUGCGGUUUGACUACCAAAGCUCUAGCCGGAAUCGCUGCCCUGGCUCAAGCAGUUAUCAUUCUCGGAACAGUGAUCGGUGUCCACAAGUACGGUCUUCUUACAGCGGAGCCUGAACAAAUUCCGUAUGUCGACAAGAGUGACGUCGAAGGUGCAUCUCCUGGUCGCUUGGCAGAAGACUAUGGAGGUUUUCCAUCAGCGAUUCUGGAUCCUGGCCCUCGAACGUCAACGCCAGAGGUUACGAAGUACAACAUCACAGGUAACCAGAGCGGACGGUCACUUGUGUGUCUUUUCGCCGACACAUUCGAAGGAGAUUUUCCUGCCCAUCUGUGCUCCCACCUGGUGUUUAUGGAUGCUGUACUUGACUUGGACACACGCAUUAUUCGUCCUAAUUCAGCGGAGCAAGGGCGCCCAGUGUUUCAGCGAUUUAUCGGGCAGAGUCGAGAGCUCCACCCUCGCACCGGGACCAAGUUUUUAGUUUCCUUGUGGGACGCCCGUGUCCAAGACACAUAUCAGGAGCUCUUCAGGGACUGGUCGAGGGCAACUCAAGUAGCUGGUUUUGCUGAAGCGUGGCUUCGUCGCGCAGGUCUUGAUGGUCUAGCACUCGUUAAUUUACCCUUCAAGUCAUCCAAUGCCUACGACCUUCUUGGGAUAUUUAAGGCACUAAGAGCUGUACUGGGUGGAGAGUUCAUGUUGAUUUUUGGGUUUCAUCGCGUCUCAUCAAAGAAAAUGGAACUUAGCACCGAAAAGGCCCUCAGGGAUAUUACCAGGAUUACCAACUUCACUUUUCUGGAAACACACGAUGCGAGACCCUAUAACUGUAGAGUCUUUCUUCCCAAUGCCUACCGGUCGCUUCCUGAAGACGAAGCUGGAUUCUCCAUUACACGUGAACUCAUAUGGAGCGCGGGUAGCGUCCACCUUUACCCGCUUGAGGAACGCCGUCUGUGUGUGACCCUCUCGGUGGCCGCAUUUCGAUUCGUUCUUCACGCUACAACGUCACUUGGUCCUGGCUCACGAUGUUACAGCUACUACGCGGCGUCCUUCAGACAGCACUGCCCUGAUCAGAAUGAAAAUGGCUCCACGUACGACGACGCUGCCAUGUCCCUUUGGUGGAAGGUUUCCAACAUGGGCCCACCGCGAGCUACCCGUCUUGAGGCCUUCGACUCAGCGGACAGCAUCCGACACAAGCUCAACCUCUUGCUGGACGAGUUCCCACAACUUUGUGUCGCCCUUUAUCACGCGGACCUUGAAGACUACCGCGGCACGUGUGACAACCAUGGGGAGCCUUUUGCGCGCAUAUCGGCCGUCAGACAAAUAUUGGACUCGCGUGUGCAUUAACUUUGUGCAUAAGGGAGUGUUGUCGCACUCUGUCAUGCACGAAAAAUUUUCGUGCAUAGGAUCUACCGAUAUGCUGAUUAGUUAUACGUUCCAAGUAUAAAUGAAAUAAAAUAAUUUGCAU
This is a messenger RNA of Ornithodoros turicata, 1906 nucleotides long. RefSeq lists its product as uncharacterized. The coding region runs from base 220 to 1785 and encodes 521 amino acids. The transcript is spliced from 12 exons. Lineage: Eukaryota; Metazoa; Arthropoda; Arachnida; Ixodida; Argasidae. The record is from RefSeq and is a predicted model, not a curated record.